AUGUCGGCACCGAAGAAGGGCAAGCAUGUGCCGAACGCCUGGGACGAUGACGACUGGGAGGUGCUCGCCGAUCGUGCCGAGAAGGAGCCCACCAGCGAUCCUCAACCCCCGGUCCGCUUGACGAAAACGGAACGACUUGCCCAGCACCACGAGUCCAAUCCUCGCUCCCUAACCCAUGAUUUACUGUCCUUCCAUUUCGCCCCGAGAAUCAGAGACGCGCCAGAGCCCCAGUAUUUCCUUGAGACGGGCGCCAAUCUACCGCUAGCCACGGCGUACAAGACCCAGGUCAAGGUCCUCUCGCGCAAACCCGUCAUCGCGAGGCGGGACCCCACCGGCGCGCUGGCCAACCUGGCCAUCCGCGACGACCAGGACGACCGCAAGGAGGAAAAGGAAGUCAAGAUGACGCCAGAGGAGCGCAUGGCCCUCGAGAAGAGCAUGCUCGAGGAGAAGCAGAGGGCCUACGACGAAGCCCGGCGGCGCAUCUUUGGCGACGAGCCCGCGCAGGAGGAGCAGGUCGUUAAGCCGCCAUCUCGGGCCGACGGGCCUCUCCGAGGGGAUCGUACAGGGGAGGGGUAG
This is a messenger RNA of Parascedosporium putredinis, 576 nucleotides long. Lineage: Eukaryota; Fungi; Ascomycota; Sordariomycetes; Microascales; Microascaceae. The record is from the annotation of a GenBank genome assembly.